AACCAAUCACUGUUGAUGAGGGGAGUGGAACCUCAACCCAGCAUGUUAUCAUGAUAGAGGCUGGAGGUCCUAAAGUCAAGCACGAACGGACUGAAGAAGAGGAGGGCCCACGGCACAACAGAGACAUCCAGACUGGAGUGCUUGAAGUGCCCCCUGUAGCCACGGAGGACCUUACCACUUCCACAGCACAGCCCAGGACCCAAUGCAGCAUCACGGAGGUCAGUGGAACGCCGAACGCCGCCCUCAAAUCAGAGACCGACACCAAGACUUUAACUGUAACGCACAGGCUCUUACACACAGGAUCUGAUCAUAGAUCAGACCCAGAGAGACUGGUGGUGGGGCCACUGGGCUGUCCUCCUGCUCCUCGCUCAGAGUAUUUACCAGUAUUUCACCAGAGCCAGAGAACGGUUCAUUCCCGUGGAGAUGGUGAUGCGUUAUACACUGACGUUGAUGAUCCGUCUUGCUCUUAUGCUACAGAGAUGGAACCUGGCAACAUGCCCUUGGGUUUAGAGACACAGACUGAUCUGUCUAAAGGGGAUUGGAACCAGUACAGUAGUAGUGUAUACUCUGAAGGGUGCCUAGAUAAGAAAGGGGAGGGUCUGGUCACAGAUGAAGUGACUGUGAAAGUGGAGGGCGACGUUCCUCAAACAUGGAAUGCCGAUAGUCACAAUGGAGACGGACACUCACAGGGUAGAGAUUUCUUAGAAUACAGAGAAAGCUUAGAGACAACUCAAAAUGUCGCAACUAACUCCCUUUUACUCAGGGAUCGUGACCCAGUGUCCAUGUCGAUGGGUCCUUCUGAUUCGUAUGGCCAAAUCCUUUUCGAUCAGGUAUUGAACUCAAACGACAGGGCUAGAGCCCAGGCUCAGGGAGGGGGUGCCACAUCAGGCAAUAGUAAAGAGAAACGGUUCCUCUGCAUGUUCUGUAACAAAGGCUUCAGCUGCCCCCAGACAGUGGAGGUGCACCAGAGGAUCCACACAGGGGAGAAACCCUACAGCUGUACCCAGUGUCACAUGCGCUUCGCCCAGUCUGGCAGCCUAAAGAGGCACCAGAGGGUCCACACAGGUGAGAAACCCUACAGCUGCCCCCAGUGUGAGAAGAAGUUCUCCCACCAGCACCAUCUGAAGACGCACCUCAAGGUCCACACGGGAGAAAGGCCGUUCGCCUGUACACUCUGCGGGAAAAGGUUCUCAGAGAGGAGCUACCUCAAGAUACACCAGCAGAAAAACCAUUCCACUCUAUAGCUUCUGAUGUUUAGAUCAAACCCUGCAUUAAAGACAAAUAUACAUUUAACGGUUGUCAGCAGAAAAGAACCACAGAUGCAUUUGAAAUAAUGAGAGUAACAGAUUUCAGUGUUGAAUAUUCCUGAGUAGAAUAUUGCACUCAGACAUUGUGUGAUAUUUAAGCCUAAAAAGUCUGUUACAUAUUGUGUUUGUACUGUGUAGGCUAUAUGAUGUUCACAAAUGCCUAUUUCAUUACUUCCAUUUAACUUCUUAAUUUUUUCCCAUUUUUAAUGAGUUAAUAAAUGCAGUUCAUGCUUUUUUUGUUGACAUGUGUAUUUGUGGUUUUCAUAAUGUGUAUUUAACUUAUGUUUCAUAAACACAAAAUGGGACUUUACAUUGUAAGACUCAUUAAGACUCUUUAGUAUACAUCACAUCUGAUCUCAACCUAUUCUGCAUACACCUGACAGCACUUCAUAACCAUUAUAGGACUAAAUAUACCUACAUACUAACAAACACCUACUGUACAUAUCAAAUAGUUUAGUCAGAUUUGUCUGACAUCAUAGCUGACUUAUAUUUACCCACAACAUCAUAUUUAUGUCCACCAUGAUGGAUUUAACAACAAUUAAGUAAUUCUGUAACUACAAUAUAGGACUCAAACAUAGUGGGGAUGGGUAAACACCGUUGAAAGUGUUUU
Salvelinus sp. IW2-2015 is the source of this 1917-nucleotide messenger RNA. NCBI's taxonomy places the organism in Eukaryota, Metazoa, Chordata, Actinopteri, Salmoniformes, Salmonidae. The record is from RefSeq and is a predicted model, not a curated record.